Molecule: messenger RNA, 825 nt
Organism: Pochonia chlamydosporia 170
Lineage: Eukaryota; Fungi; Ascomycota; Sordariomycetes; Hypocreales; Clavicipitaceae
Product: NlpC/P60-like cell-wall peptidase
Exons: 3
Coding region: 1-825 (274 amino acids)
Source: RefSeq, a predicted model, not a curated record
AUGAUUUCCAAGUUUGUUCUUGCAGCAACACUGCUCCUCAAUGGAGCACUUGUUGUCGCCACGCCCCUGACUAACAACCCCUUGACCUCUCGCGGCAUCGGUGAUGCCUGCAAAGGCGCCGCUGGUGAUGGUUCCUGUAAAAACGUACCCGACUGCCAGGGCAUCUCUUACACUGAAGCCCUCUGCCCCAACGACCCAUCCAAUGUAAUGUGCUGCGUCGAAAACAAGUGCAACGCCGGAGGCAAAGACGGCAUGUGCCGGAGCAAGGCUCAAGGCUGCCCCGGAGGCAACUUUGCAGACGGCGGCUCGUGCCCCGGAGGCGGUGAUGCUGCUUGCUGCGUUCCCGACCCUGGCAUGUCCCAAACUGUUCCCCAGAAGAUUCUCGCUCAGGCUCAAACUGCUGCUGGUCUUCCCUACGCCUGGGGCGGCGGUAGCUGCGCCGGACCUACUCAUGAUAACCCUCCCUGGCAGAACGGCGAGGUUGGCUUCGACUGCUCUGGUCUCGUCUGCUGGGCCGUCUGCAAGGUCACUGGACGUGAUCUCUUCACCGAGGGUCUCAGGAACACGCGCGCCAUGUACUGCGCCGACGAGGCUAAGCUCAAGUACAAGAAGGUGCCGCUUGCAGAGCGACAGGCCGGUGAUGCCAUCUUCUUUGGAGGAGCGUGCGACUGCGGCUCGAGCAGCUCAAUCCAUCACGUCGGUUUGAUGAUGGAUAACAAUGACCGAUUCUUCAACGCACCCAACGAUGACAUCAACAAGGUUCUGGAGUCGUCUGUAUCUGGUUUUGGAGAGCAGCCUUGCCCAUUUGUCAUUCGCUUUGCGUAG